Molecule: messenger RNA, 5366 nt
Organism: Pocillopora verrucosa
Lineage: Eukaryota; Metazoa; Cnidaria; Anthozoa; Scleractinia; Pocilloporidae
Product: A.superbus venom factor 1
Cellular component (GO): extracellular region
Molecular function (GO): protein binding; endopeptidase inhibitor activity
Source: RefSeq, a predicted model, not a curated record
CAGUUCCAUUUCAGAGUACGUGCUGAGGAGUCUAAUUUCUCUCUCUUGUGAAUUCCGUUGAAUAUUGAAACAUAUCUCGUUUAAAUGGGAUUUUGAGUGCACAAAAUGAUUACAAUUUUGUCAGUGAUCUUUUUCGGAGGAACAGUUGCUUUGGCAAACAGUAACGCCCGACUGUUCAUUACGGCUCCAAAUAUCUUUCAUCUCGGUGUGGAGGAGACAGUAUCAGUUAUCAUUUACGGCAGCGAUAGGCCUGUCAGUGUGACAAUGAUUGCUCAGGAUUUUCCUGAUAAAAAAAGAAACUUGGCAGUCGCAAGUGGAGUUUUCAUUAGUGAGGUACCUAGUGUUUUGAAACUCAAGUUGGAUCCAAAAGAUUUUCCAGUGGAUGUUACUGAUGACAAAGAUUUAGCCACUCAUCGCUAUGUCUCCCUUGUUGCAAAAUCUAACGAUAGCGACGUAACCACGAACAAGGAAGCAAAGGUGCUCGUUAGUUUUCUAGAUGGCAUUGUUCUUCUACAGACCGACAAGCCAAUUUACACUCCACAACAAAGUAGCAGUUUGGAGUAUGCUAAAGUUAAAAUACGGAUCAUAUGCCUGGGAUUCGAUCUUAAACCCAAAAAGGAGAAAAAGGUGACAGUUAUUGUUAAGAACCCUCAAGGUGUUGUGGUUCAACGAUGGAAGGAUCUGAGUACAGAAACUGGUUUUAUUAUCAAGAUUUUUGGUCUUAGUGAGUUUGCGUUAACUGGUCAGUGGACUGUAUUAGCACUUCAUGGACAUGAGAACACUCAAAAUGCCUCAAUAAAGUUUGAAGUAAAAGAAUACGUUCUCCCAAAGUUCUCUGUCGAGAUAUCAGGACCAAAAUAUGUACUUCCUAAUGUGAAAGUCAUUGGCGUUUCCAUUAGAGCCAAAUACACAUACGGAAAGCCAGUUGAUGGAAGAGUACUCGUCAAGUUUUCCAUGGUAGGGGGACGUUUUAAAGACGUUUUGGUGAAGGAAAUACCAGAUCAGUUACAGGAUGGUAAAGCUGACUUCAUUGUCACUACUGACGACAUUAAGACCACUCCUGGUCUUCCGUGGUUCCCGGAUGGUCGGCGACUCCAGAUCGAGGCCGAUGUCAUCGAGAAAACUUCUGGAAAGAAAGAAAGUGCGAUAGACAAUGGAAUUUACUUUGUCAAGUCUCCCUUCAGGAUUGAUCACAAAGCGACCACUGAAUUCUUCAAACCUGCGCUUCCUUUCCUAGUCAAGGUCGAUCUGAAAUACCCGGAUAAAACGCCGGCCCGUGGAAUUCCAAUGUCCAUUUCGGUAACCGGAACUACACAUUCUGGGAGCAAAAUCAACAUAGGGAAGACUACGAGUAAGAAAGAUAACGUGAAUUUUGAAGACACAUCUGACAAUCAGGGAAGAGCUAAUUUCGUCAUCGAUGUACCAGGAAAUGUCAGAAAAAUGAACAUUCGGGUGGGGACAGAGAAAGACGAUUUGGAUCAUAAUACUUUUGUUGAGUUUGAUGUUCAUGCCUACAAGUCCCCUUCAAGAACAUUUUUGUAUGUCAGAGCAAUCAGGGAAAAGCAGUAUUAUAAUUGUGAUGUGUUUGUUAACAAGAACGCCUCCAAGAUUACUUUCAUGGUAAUUACGCGCGGUAGGAUACUUCGCCAAUGGGUCAAAGUCCAAAGGGUAGGGGUGAUAUCCAGCUUCCGGUUUAAGAUUCUUCCAGAAAUGUCUCCAUCAUCACGUCUAGUGGUCUUCUUCAUCGGAGAGAACGGUGAAGUUGUUACAGACAGUGUAUUGCUUGAAAUUGACGAUGGACUACCAAAUAAGGUUGAGUUCCACGAUGAAUCACCGGGUAAACAAAUUGAUCCAGGUGUUCCUUACAAGAUCCAGUUAUCGGCGACUCCUGGGACGAGAGUCGCACUUUUAGCUGUCGACAAAAGUGUCUACAUCCUGAGAAACCGAGAAAAGCUCAACAAGAAAAGGGUGUUAAAUACCAUGGAGUCCCUCGACCUAGGAUGUGGCGUAGGAUCUGGUAGCGAUAGCCAGGAUGUAUUCUAUAAAAGUGGAACUGUUGUAAUCACAAACACAAACAUUGCAAGCAGAGGACGUUCUGAAUUUUCCUGUCCUCAACCAAAAAGCAAACGGGAAAGGCGGUCAACCACAGAUCUGACUCAGUGUUGUAAAAGAGGUCAGAUACCCACAAGAGCGACCUGUAUGCUACGAGCCAAGUAUUUUUUUGCUAGUGCCAGCAAAGAUUGCAGAGAAGAAUUUCUCCAGUGCUGCUUUAAUUUUACUGGGGAAAAAGACCCUAGAAAGACUGAAGUAAGAGUUCGUGCAAGAUCAUUUAGACAGUCUGACGAUGAAUUUGAAGAUGAAGAAAUCAGUCAGGGGCAAAUAAGACAAUAUUUUCCUGAAACUUGGAUAUUCAUGGACGAUGUUGUUGGCCCUGACGGGAAAUUUCAUCUUGAUACAAACCUACCAGAUACCAUCACCACCUGGGUUGUUCAAGCUGUUGGAAUUUCAAACCAGACAGGGUUAGGAGUUGCUCGUCCAUUGAACAUCCAAGCUUUUAAGAAUUUCUUCGUUUCCCUUCGUCUUCCAUAUUCUGUUCAGCGAGGAGAGCAGAUCUCUGUGAUUGCUACAGUCUUUAACUACGGGGACAUAGAAUUUAGGGUUAAAGUAAAGCUAGAAGAAAGCAAGGAGUUCUGUACCAAUGCUCCCACAGGCCAAAAGUCAGCGGUACUAAACCUGAAUGUAAAGGAAAACGAUGCAGGAUCUGUUACAUUUCCAAUAAUACCCAUCAAACUUGGAAAAGUGUCCAUCAAAGUGAUCGCUAUAGCAGAAAUUCUUGAUGAUGGACUAUUUUUGGGUGAAAUAAUAGGCCCGACAGCCUUCGACACGGUGGUUCGCAGCAUUCUUGUAGUGCCAGAAGGAGUUGAACGACGUAUAACUCACUCAUUUCUUCUUGAUCCGCAAGGAGUGUUGCGCGACGAAGCACCAGGCAAAGUCAAUACUUCUGCUCCUUCAACAGGGAUAAAACAUGAUCGAGUUGUCAACAACGGCAUGCAGGUAGACAGUGUGUUUCUCAAAGUUCCUUCCCGGGCAAUUCCAGGAUCACUAAAAGCUGUUUUGUCACUCACAGGAAACCUCAUUGGUCCGGUGGUGACAACUUUAAUAACCGGUGGCUUGGAAAGCCUUCUUCACAUGCCUAUGGGUUGCGGAGAACAGACUAUGAUAUUCCUGGCGCCCAAUGUUUAUGUAAUGCAGUAUCUGUUAGAAACUAGACAGGUUACCGCUGACAUAGAAUCGAAGGCUUACAGGAUGAUACAAUCAGGAUAUCAAAGGGCUCUUAAUUACCGAAGGAAGGACAGGUCUUUCAGUGCAUUUGGAGAGCAUCGUCCUGGUAGCACUUGGUUGACCGCUUUUGUGGCGAGGGUUCUCUGUGCGGCACAAAAGUUCGAUGGUGUCGAAAUCGACCAAGCUCUUAUCUGUGAUUCAGUUAGUUGGCUUCUGGAAAACCAGCGGCAAGAUGGAGCUUUCCCUGAGGUUAAGGAUAUCAUUCACAAAUCCAUGAUGGGUGGUACUCAUGGCGAUGUGGCAAUGACUGCUUUUGUUUCAGUGUCCCUCCUCGAGUGUUCAUGUCAUGGGAAGAAUAAGAGUCACAGGAUUCAGAAUGCUGUGGCUUUCAUGGAAUCAGAGUUGGAUAGCAUAAGUAAAGUUAACACUUUGGCGCUUACCACAUACGCCUUAGCUUUAGCUGGCAGCAGGAAGAGCUCCAAAGCAAACGCAAAAUUACUGCGGAUGCAGACCUACGACAAAGACGAAUCAACUCGUUAUUGGGACGCAGGAAACCAAGCUUUAAACGUGGAAACAACCGCUUAUGCACUGCUGGCUCAGAUGGCCGUUGGAAGACUGAAGUUGGCGGGACCCAUUGUCACGUGGCUUACCAGUCAAAGAGAUCCUCAGGGAGGCUUUGCAUCAACACAGGACACUUGUGUUGCUCUGCAAGCGUUAUCACAGUACAGCGAGAAAACUGCAGGGGCAAGCCUUGAUUUGCGAGUGUCUAUAUCCUCUGAGAAGGAUGCCAGCUGGAAAAGAAACUAUCAUAUUGAUCCAGACAACGCCCUGAUACUCAGACAGGAGGAGGUCACUCAUUUACUAGGUGGAGAAGUGUUCAUCGACUCGUUAGGAACUGGAGUGGGUCAACUUCAGAUUGAAGUGCGCCACAACGUUCCGUCGCCUAAAAACGAAACUUGCUCGUUUGCUCUGAAGAUUGAAGUAAGAGAGGAAUUUAGAGAGGACAGUGAUAAGGGCGUGCCAAUUGCUGGACGCUCAAGGCAGAGAAGAGAUGACGAUAUAAGAGAAAGAAAAGCCAAGAAAUGCAGAGGAAAUAAGAGGAAGAAAGCGUGCAAAAAGAGGAAGAAGAAUAAAAAACAUCAUAAAAAACCAAAAACAGAGGCCAAACCGCCAGAUACAUUGCACCUCAGGAUCUGUGCAAAAUAUCUGAAGGCCGGUAAAUCUGGAAUGACGAUAAUGGAUAUUGGUAUUUUCUCUGGUUUUACUCCAGAUAAAGAUUCACUUGUCGAGCUUAUGAAAAACGUCCGGCCAACCGCGGAACGCUUUGAAUUUUCUGACAGAUCUGUGAUAUUAUAUGUCAGCGAGAUUUCUAGUAUCGAUGAAUUUUGUGCCACAUUUACUGUGAAAAGAGAGUUUGAUGUGGGAACAGUCCAACCAGUUCCUGUCAAAGUCUAUGAUUAUUACAAACCAGAUGAAUCAUGUACAGAAUUAUAUUCACCCUCGACGAGAAGCGCAUUACUGGGAGGCAUUUGUCAAGAUGGUUAUUGUAAAUGCUCUCAAGAUGACUGCUCGUCCUGUGUCCAGCGUGAAUUCAAAGUUGAGGAGCUAAAGAAAAAAGCGUGCCUCGAAUUUGACUUUGCUUUUAUUGGCGAAGUGAUCCUGUUGGAUGAGGUGGACACGAGAAAGCAGUCUUGGAUCACGUAUGAAAUGAGGAUAGACCAGGUAAUCAAGAAAACUAAAACAAACUUCGCACAAGGAGACUUCAUUGAGUUCAAGAAAAGAGCAGGAUGUGCAUGUCCUAAGCUGGUAGAGAGGAAAAACUAUAUGAUCAUGGCAAACGAAGAUGGACCAUUCUUUGUUUUUGACUCGAAAUCUUUUGUAAUUCCUUGGGAGAAGAGACGAAAAAACAAGAAUAUGUUGGAUGAUCUUCGUGCAAGAAUAGGAUUAGAUCCUAGGUGUACAUUGUAGAACUUAGUUUAUCGUUUUUGUUUUGUACUGUUUUUUAUACAAACUUUUUCAAUGUUCAUUUUUCAAAUGUUAGAAAGGAAGAGAGAAAAUGAAAAAGGGCAAAUUAUAGUUAGCUA